Messenger RNA from Mytilus californianus (California mussel), 1842 nucleotides. RefSeq names its product beta-1,3-galactosyltransferase brn-like. The coding region runs from base 125 to 1111 and encodes 328 amino acids. Gene Ontology annotation, molecular function: hexosyltransferase activity. The record is from RefSeq and is a predicted model, not a curated record. The transcript has 2 exons. Gene Ontology annotation, cellular component: membrane. NCBI's taxonomy places the organism in Eukaryota, Metazoa, Mollusca, Bivalvia, Mytilida, Mytilidae.
CACCACUAGGUCAAUCUUAUUUUCACUUGGUGAGUAGUUGUUUGCAGUUAUCAUGUAACCUGUAACACAUUACAAUUCAUGAAUUAUUUUUUCACGGUAUAGAUAUGAAAAACUAUUCACCAUCAUGGCCAGAUUUAGGAAUAACAAAAUCAUAGCGAUCUUAAUUUGUAGUAAUGUGUUGAUAUACUGUGUUUAUCUGUUCUUCACCAAGAAUUAUGUAAAGCCAUUGAUUCUAAUUCCAACUAUCGACAAGCUGGUAUUCGAUGUUAAUAACAAGAAAAUUUUAAAUAAGGAACCAGAAAAUGAUUUCAAGGAGAGUGAUAUGUUCUUGAAAAGUCCUUCAGAAUCAUUGUGUAACAAUUCCAAAUGUGGUUCUUUACAAAUCUUAUUUAUUGUAAAAUCCUACGUUUUAAACUUUGGUCAACGAGAAGCUAUACGUAGAACAUGGGGAGGCAUGACACAACUGCGAUCAAAAACUUUUUUCAUUAUUGGAUAUCUUGAUGGCAUUGAUUAUCUUGUUGAUAUGGAAUCAGCAAAACAUAAAGAUAUUAUUCAGUUGAAUAUGCAUGAUCAGUAUCAAAAUGUUGUUUAUAAAACAAUUUAUGCACUGAUAUGGUUAUCAAAUAUAAAUAUAACAGUACAGUUUAUUAAUUUUGUUGAUGACGAUCGAUUAGUUAUUCCACUGAAUAUGUAUGAUGUUGCAACACAAAAUAUUAACUCAACAGACUUAAUAAUGUUGGGUCAUAUGAUAAACAAAUCAGAAACUGUUAGAGAUAAAAGUUGGAAAACAUAUAUUUCUCCUGAAGACUAUCCAUUUGAUUUCUAUCCUCCAUAUAUCAUUGGGGGAACUAUCUUAGCAAAUCAAAAAACCGUGAGAAUGCUAGCAGUUGCUGUAGCCUAUAUUAAGGUAAUUCGAAUAGAAGACGCAUAUAUUGGAAUAGUAGCAAACUCAAUUAAUAUCAAAUUGAAACACCAUGCGGCUUUUUUUGCGUAUAAACAAUCGCUUUCGAUAUUGCGUAAUUCAGUCUCCUCUCCUGGUUACGAAACCACAUAUAUUUUGCUGAGGGACUGGAAUUUGCUUCAUACGAAAUCACAUAGUAUGCAAACAUAAGAAAAAGAAAAAAGAUUAAAAAUGUCAACUCAGUGAACGGUAAAAUUUCAGCUGGUAAUCAAUUAAAUGGCUAAAUGACAAAUGGAUCAGACUGUGUUUUUUUUUUUAUAUAAGCUUAUGGCUAUUUAAGUUGAUAUACUUUGAAGUAUUGUUUCUGUUAUCAGUUUUUCAUUCAUAACGAAAAUUAUGCAUCCUGUUGUUUUGAAUGUAUGUAUUUUCAAUUACUAUCAUUCCAAUAUUUGUCUGUUCUGAUAAUGACUUAUCGUACUUAUGUGCAUAUAUCAACUUCCUCAUGCGAUCCGUAAUUCUCAUAUUACUGCUUUAUGACGUUUGAGCAGUAAUUGUCAGCCACCUCAAACAUUGGAUGAUGUUAUCAACGACAACACAAUAUAUGGGGAAGACGUAUUAAGGUUACCUCCGGUAGGAAAAUCGAUCAUGAAACACGUCUAAUGGAGAUACAAAGUGAUGGUCAUUAGUCAGAUAAACAUUUUUGUAUCUCUUUUUUUUCUUUUAAUCCAGGUUUUGUUCCUCGUGUUGUGUGGAUCCAGUACAAUGACUUCACGUGCUAAUAGUGUAUGCUCUAUAUUUUACAGUUUUUGGUUGUUUGCCUAUGAGAUAGCUGGUCUCCUAAAUUUUAUUUUAAUUUUUUUUUUAUCUUUUUCUUUUAAUUCAUCAUCGUGUUUUAUCUUUGCCUCUUCUAUGAUUUGAUAACAAUGCUUAUAUUUUCGGUA